Molecule: messenger RNA, 945 nt
Organism: Mollisia scopiformis
Lineage: Eukaryota; Fungi; Ascomycota; Leotiomycetes; Helotiales; Mollisiaceae
Product: NACHT-domain-containing protein
Exons: 2
Coding region: 1-945 (314 amino acids)
Source: RefSeq, a predicted model, not a curated record
AUGCGUCUGCUACAGUACAACAACGAUGGCGAUUUCAGCCUGAUCGAGUUCAAUGAGAGCGAUAUACCUGAGUAUGCUAUACUCUCGCACACAUGGGAACAGGAUAAUAGCAAGGAAGUCACAUAUGCGGAAGUGAUAAGCGGGACUGGCCAGAACAAGGAUGGUUUCAAGAAGAUUAAUUUCUGUGGAGAACAGGCUAGACAAGAUGGUCUACCAUACUUUUGGGUUGAUACCUGCUGUAUCAAUAAGCAAAACAAGGCUGAGCUCAGGCACUCCAUCAACUCUAUAUUCCGUUGGUAUCGCAAUGCAAGUCGAUAUUAUGUCUAUUUGUCGGAUGUUUCGACAAGGAAGCGAAAGGCGAGUGAUCAGUCGUCAGAGCAUAAUUGGGACUUGAGCUUUCGGGAGAAAACGGGUAAAGAGGAGGAUAAAGCGUACUCAUUGCUGGGCAUCUUCGGUGUCUCUAUAGUCCCCACCUAUGGUGAAGGAGUCGCGAAAGCAUUCGAUUGGCUGUGGAAUAGAUUUCGCGAAAUACAGAAAUGUAUGCAAGACUUACGGCCUACCGAUCCUCGUCUAGAUAAGCAACGUAUUGAGGCCACCAAAGGAGGGUUACUACAGGAGGCUUACCGAUGGGUGAUAGAAACCUCCGACUUUCAACAAUGGCGUACCAAUCAACACCAUCGGUUACUGUGGAUCAAGGGCGACCCUGGGAAGGGUAAGACAAUGUUGCUUUGCGGUAUUGCCGAUGAACUACAGAAUUCGUUGGCUAAGUCUGCACUUCUGUCGUACUUCUUCUGCCAGGCCACAGAUUCCCGGAUCAACCGUGCCACAGCUGUGCUACGAGGUCUGAUUUAUCUACUAGUCGACCAGCAGCCAUCUCUCGUCUCGCAUGUGCAAGCGAGUUACGAUGAAGCUGGCAAGGCGCUCUUUGAAGAUGCGAAUGCCUAG